GGAGAGGUAAACUGGAGACAUGCCUAAGCUCCAGCAUAUUUUUGCCAAAAGUGGCCACUCUCGCUGAGAGUCAAAGAUGAAUAUUUACGCCUAAGAGCUUCAGCACAUUGCCAUUAAAUUAGGCAAUGACCCCUAAUAUACAACAGUUAAAAGUAUCAAAUUUCAAUUUUGAGUAUUUACAAAUAAGAAAAUCAAGUAUGUUGCUUGGGUGAGUUAUUGUUUCAGUUGUGAGUAAACAAAAGUGAAAAAGAAAAUUAUGCUCUAAAUAUCUCAGAAAAUAAACAGGUAGCUUUUAACUUUCCUUCUUUCAUUGUUAAAUUCUGGCAUUUAAUUACUAUUCAACUGAUUCUGUAAUGUUAGGAGGAGUUAUGUUUUGAAUCACAGAUUUUCUUUCUUUCACUUCACACUUACUACACUAAUAGUUCUCUCGAGUAGUUAUUUGUUUGAUUUAGGGUUUAAAAGCUUAUGCAUUACAAUAUUGAUGAUGAUUCUUCCGGUGGGUUUAUAAUCCGAUUUACAUUCAUUGUCCCAGGAUAAACUUACCAUGCAGAAUAUGUGUAUUGAGAUCCUUGCUAUUUAUGUCCAUCAUAUUUAUUUUGGAAGGAGUUUAGCUAACUUGUUGGAUAGUUAAUUGUCAUGAUUUAUGGAAGAACUGUAUUUAAAUGCAUGUUUAGUGGGUUCUGAUGCAUCUGUUUUGUCAUGUCAUUCGUUUCAGAUGUUCCCACCGUGGCUGAGACAAAAUUGAAUUUCUUAAAGGCUUACAAGCGACCAAUUCCCAGUAUCUACAACACCGUUCUGCAAGAGCUAAUUGUUCAACAACAUUUGAUGAGGUACAAGAGGACUUAUCGUUAUGAUGCUGUGUUUGCCCUUGGAUUUGUUACUGUGUAUGAUCAACUCAUGGAAGGGUACCCAAGUGAUGAAGACCGGGAUGCUAUAUUUAAAGCAUAUAUUGAGGCACUACAGGAGGAUCCAGAGCAAUACAGAAUUGAUGCCCAAAAAUUGGAAGAAUGGGCAAGUUCUCAGACUGCCACUACAUUAGUUGAUUUUUCAUCUAGAGAAGGAGAGAUUGAAGGCAUUUUGAAGGACAUUGCAGAAAGAGCUGGAGGCAAGGGAAGCUUCAGCUACAGCCGAUUCUUUGCUAUUGGUGUGUUUCGCCUUCUUGAGUUGGCAAAUGCAACUGAACCCAGCGUUUUAGAAAAGCUUUGUGCUGUGCUCAACAUAAAUAAAAGGAGUGUGGAUCGCGACCUCGAUGUUUACCGCAAUUUACUAUCCAAGCUGGUACAAGCAAAAGAGCUCCUGAAAGAAUAUGUGGACAGGGAGAAGAAGAAAAUAGAAGAAAGGGCAGAAUCUCAGAAGGCUAAUCAGGCCGUUACAACAUGUUUGGGGGAAUACCAACCAGCCGGACGAUAG
This is a messenger RNA of Ilex paraguariensis (yerba mate), 1410 nucleotides long. Lineage: Eukaryota; Viridiplantae; Streptophyta; Magnoliopsida; Aquifoliales; Aquifoliaceae. The record is from the annotation of a GenBank genome assembly.